Molecule: messenger RNA, 842 nt
Organism: Halteromyces radiatus
Lineage: Eukaryota; Fungi; Mucoromycota; Mucoromycetes; Mucorales; Cunninghamellaceae
Exons: 3
Coding region: 38-706 (222 amino acids)
Source: RefSeq, a predicted model, not a curated record
UUUUCUUUUCCUCUUUAUUUCUUUACUUUGAUUCAGCAUGUAUGGUAUAUAUGUGACCCUCAGUUAUUUAGUGUUUUUGCCGUUGGUUCCUGCCUUAGCUCACUGUGCCUUGUUUCGACAUGAAUUCCUACCGUUAGUGUCUCAUUGGUUCAGUUUAUCCAAAGUACCAUUGGAUCCCUUGUUAUUAGCGGUCAGUUUGGUAUCAGUGUACGUGUAUUUCUUUUUGAAUCUUGUUCUGGACGUUGUACAAUCCAUUCGUACUUUUUGUCUUCAAUGUGAACAAGACAAAACUACUACUAGUAAUAGUUCCAGGAGAACUCAAGAAUCAACAUCUUCAUGUGUAUCCAAAACUUGUAAAAUCAGUGCGCGAGUGACUCGUGCUUAUCAACAAGCUGUCCAUUAUUAUCCUGGUUUUAUCGCGUCGACUUUACUUGUAUGGGCCAACACCAAUCGAUUUGAUACUUUUAGUACAGCGUUUGUCAUUAUUCAAGUAUUUUUCCUUUUGAUGUUACCAUUGACCUAUGGAUGUCCAGAUACAAUGAUUAGUCAUAUAAAUCGUAUUGGAUACCAAUGUGCUUUGUUUUGGACAUUGAUCUAUGCUAUGUUUCCUCGUGAUAUUGGUUUUUUAAUGGAUCUUGCUGCUUAUCAAAUCCACCAAUUGUGCACUCCAACCCCUACUGAUAUAUAUUAUACCCCGAUUCUUUAGUUUUUCAUCCUUUCUUUUUCUUUUUAGCUAGUUAGUUUAUUCGUAUUCAUAAAUAAUUAUCCAACCUAUAAUAACUAGCCAUACUUCAAAAAUAUAUAUCAAUAAAAAAAAUGCUGUUGUGUUCUUUAUUUGUUAA